Penicillium brevicompactum is the source of this 297-nucleotide messenger RNA. RefSeq lists its product as uncharacterized. Lineage: Eukaryota; Fungi; Ascomycota; Eurotiomycetes; Eurotiales; Aspergillaceae. The record is from RefSeq and is a predicted model, not a curated record. Bases 1 to 297 code for a protein of 98 amino acids. The transcript has a single exon.
AUGACUGAAGGUCUCACCCGAUACAAGACCCCGCCCCCAAGCGACGUCAUAAUCGUAUAUGACCGGCCGUCCCUCAACGACCUGACCAAAGUCUACCCAGAGACUUGUCUUUAUGAUGAGAAUGGGGGGUACUAUAUGAAAACGAUGGAUGGUCAAGUCAUCGCCAUCACCGCAGACGACUUAUGCGAGGAGUUAGACAAGACUAUAGCUGAAGCUGAUGCCUUCCGCGCUGCUCAUGAAGCUGAAUGUGAAGGAUGUGAAUAUUGCAAUGGGUCAAUGUGUAUCGAAAAGGCAUAG